AAAAGUAACAUGGAGGUUGUGCCGUGAAAUUAGUAGCGAAAUAUAUUUUUCUUUGUUUACGUGUCGAAUCUGUCGAACCUAUAAAAAGUGAACUAGAAUUAGUUGUAUAUUUGAGUGAUUUAUGGAUAGAAGUCAGAGACCGCAAUCUAUCAAGUCGUUGUUGUGAUAACCGCAUUGAAAUGAAUAACGGUGAGAUCGGAGGGCCUAGAGGCAGAGGCCGCGGAUGGCAGCAACCCGAUAAUCAGCCACGGGAGCUCCGUAGGCCAAAGAUCGUGGCAGAGGAAUCCGCUACAGAGGAAUCAAAAGUUGAACCUUCUAAAUCUAAAUUGUCGGCCGAUGCCAAGGAAUGGUACCCGCCUAACUACACCCGGAAUGUACCCACAUACACACCAGAUCCUGCGUCUUAUAGACCUCAACGGUUCUCUGUGCAAGCUCGACUUCGUCAAGCUCAAGAUCAAAAUCCCUACAACUUAGAAGAAAUGUCUUAUUCACUUGAUGAAGCUGAGAAUAUGGAUUUAAGGUCUGCCGUUCCGCAGGAGAACAUAGCCAACCUGAUAACAGUGAUGUGUGAGAUAACAUUUGAUCCUGGCAAGUUUGACAACUUGUGCGGACCAUUGGUUGAUGCCUUUGCAACAACCCUGCAUGAUGUGAACUACACUAGACCUCUAGUUGAAGCUAUUGUUAAUCAGUCGAUAGCUGAACCUAACUUCCGUUAUAAUGGAGCACGACUGUGUUCGAUGUAUGAUUCCGUAUCGCCGCCGGAAGAGUCUACCUUCCGUGCGUGUUUGUUGGAGAGAUGUUCUACUGAGGAGAACAAGAUAAUCAGCGGAUUGGAAACAUCAGAAGAGAAUAUGCGUGGAUUCGCCAUGUUUUUAGCUGAGAUCUAUACACAACUGGAAGAUAGCCAGGGAGGAAGAAUCAAGACUCUAGGAGAAAGUUUGUGUAAAGUAUUGCUGCAUUUGCUUGACACAGACAAGGAAGUUAACAUCAAAGCUGUGUGUCAACUGCUCAAAUUGUCGGGAAUAGCGCUGGACGCAGAUUGUCCGUCGGGUAUGCACGCGGCGUUUGAAAGGCUGAAGCGGCGCUCGUCCCUGGCGUGCGUACGCGGCGUGGUGGAGCUUCGCGCGGCUCGCUGGGGCACAGCAGAGCCCGAGCCCGUGCCCGUGCCGCCCCCAGACGUGCGCCGCCGGUACAACUACCCCGAAGGCGGUCCGAGCGACGGUGGGUACCUGGCGGACGGGCACACGCUGACGGCAGAGGAACGUGCCUUCCUGCAGAGUAACCUACCCCCAGGCAAGAACGUUGCGCUCGACGAGGACAUACUCGAGGAGCUCGAAAACGACGCGUGGGACACCGGUAUGGACGCUGAAAUGCAGGCUGGCUUCUUGGAGUUCCUCAAGAUAUCUAAUCAAAUCAAACGAUAACCGCACGUUGCGACGCGCCCCUUCCCUCGCGGGGCACAGACCAAACUGCGUCUACUAUGCUAGGACAAUGGUGAAAAACUAUAAAAAAAAUAUAAAAUAUAUAAAAGUAUAAAAAAGAUUUAAUGGGAGCGAUCAAUUUCGUAGCCAUCUAAUAUCAACGAUUUUAAUGAGAUUGAUGUAAGAGCUUGGCGCGUACGACUACACCGCGGGCGGCCAGAGGUCGCGCCCCGGUGUCCCAGCACAACAAACUACGCGACUGUUAUCAAUACUCCUGCUAACAGUUUUCCACCUUACCUACUUAAGGGCCACAAACACUUACUUUUAGGUGCUCCAUUGUAGUGAUUUAAGUAUCAGGAUAUGUACCGACUUAAAGCUUUUUUUUAGAUACGCAUUGUGUAUGACCAAACUAGAAUAUUAAAAACAAAAAAAAAAAA
Messenger RNA from Spodoptera exigua (beet armyworm), 1858 nucleotides. The record is from the annotation of a GenBank genome assembly. NCBI's taxonomy places the organism in Eukaryota, Metazoa, Arthropoda, Insecta, Lepidoptera, Noctuidae.